Medioppia subpectinata is the source of this 621-nucleotide messenger RNA. NCBI's taxonomy places the organism in Eukaryota, Metazoa, Arthropoda, Arachnida, Sarcoptiformes, Oppiidae. The record is from the annotation of a GenBank genome assembly.
GGAAUCGAAAGGCCAGCCGAGUAUGAAGUGAUAGAUUUGCCUCCGACUAGGAUUGAUGUCAAAGACAAUAAAAACACCGAUAAGAGCCCAGAGAAGGCUAAUUACGGCAAAGAUGUGCCAAAACCUAUGCUAAUGAAAGGCAGCGGAGGCGCCACCGCCCGGAGGCCUCGUGUGGAGGGCCGUCGGAGUACGUCAGACCCGGUGCGCGAUCGACUGACCGGAGCCCCAAUAGCGCAGUCAUCGGUGGUCCGUCGGGGCAGUACAGCGAUGCCCUAUCACUUCGCAAUGCCAACCCCUCCGCCCUUUGGAUUCAUGAAGCCUACGGUGGCCUCACUUAGGGCUCGCUAUGAGAGGGACGAUAUGGAGGGCACAGCCAUUUCAGCCAGAGAUCGGUAUAGGAUUUCCGAAGCGGACAGUUAUCGUAAAGCUGAGGAACUGAUGAAAGACAAGAAACAGGAAGAGGAGAGGAAUAAGAGAUACGAGGAUUGGUUGCGAAAGUUGGAUGAAGUGAAUGUCAUCCCACAGUCCGCUAAGGAAAGGGUGAAGAAGUUGGAGGAAGAGUUGUUCCGCAUUAAGAAGGCGUCGGACGACAGUGAGUCCCAAAUGUCCAGAGCCUACAGG